Molecule: messenger RNA, 1734 nt
Organism: Entamoeba invadens IP1
Lineage: Eukaryota; Evosea; Mastigamoebida; Endamoebidae
Exons: 1
Coding region: 1-1734 (577 amino acids)
Source: RefSeq, a predicted model, not a curated record
AUGGAGAGUGUUUAUUUAGCGAAUUGUGUGUUGUAUUUUACCAACUUCACAACACUUAUCGAAUUUAUAUUUGUAAGUAAAAAUUGUAGGGAUGCAGUGGAAAUGCUUUAUAGAAACCCGUGCACAACUGUUGAUACCCCACAAACCCCACCACUUAAAUAUCUUAUCGACCAGCAAAUAUUUGUGCGAGAGAUUCAGGUGUUUCCACAUUUGGAAACGAUUGAAAUUAUGAAAGGAAAUGUCCCAUUACUCCAAUUCCUUUUUAUGUCGAAACCGCCUUUUAAGUUUAAUAGGCGUGCCAGUUUGAUCAUUAACGACGAAAUGACACCAAAAGUCUUUUCGUUCUUUUCGAAUAACAUAGUUGAACUGAAAAAUGUAUUUCUGACGGAGAGCGUGGACUGUUCGAAAUUUUCUCGACUUCAAAAAGCGAGUUUUGUCGUCUCAUCGAACAUUAAAAUGGACACUGUUUUCCCCGACAAAAUGCAGAGAUUAAAGUACUUAAAAGUUACUUCGCGAACAAAAGUAGAUGAACAGUUUUUAAAUGAACUGAAGUCGUAUAAUAUUAAUCAAAUAGUCGUUGUCUUAGAGUCGAAAAAACAAAUUAAAAAGUGUGCAGUGAUGUACAAAAACGUCAAUAAAGUUAUUGUUUGCUCCAACUCGUAUUGGCCUGAAAUCCCUGCAAAUGUCAUUGUCAUUUCAUCGUCUUAUUUUGAAGUCACUGGCGGCGCUCUUCCCCAAAAAGUGAUUUCACAGUAUUUGCCUUCAAAAAUCCGAUUUAGUUCUUCGAAAGUAAUAAAUCAGAUGCACAUUGAUUUGAGUCAAGAAGAAUGUAUAACAGAGAUUUGGAGUGGCCUCGAUAAUUUGGAAAUAACGUUUCCAAGGCAGCUUGAAAUGUAUUUGGGUAAAUACACCGAACAAAUUGUACGCAGUGAUUUGGCUUUAAAAAGACUCUUCUUGGAGAACCCGCCACCAUUUCAUGUGCCCGAUAGUGUCGAAUACUUGCAGUUACUCUCUCGCGAUUUUUGUAUCCAAAAUUUUGAAACGAUGAAGGUGAAGAUGUUACUCCUAGUAGUCCCAACAUUUCAAUUUGCAAAAGGGAAUACUAAUAUACUUAGCAUGUCACUUGUCAACACUCAAAUAACACAGUCUUUCAAAGGAUUCGAAAAUUUAAAGAAACUCAAACUCUAUGGAUGCACUAUUCAUUAUAAUAUCGACCAGUUUUACCCAGAUAGCUUGGCUAGUCUAGAGUGUUUCCCAGUUAACUUACCAUCACAUUCCAAUGUAUUCAAACUGAAAGUGACGAACUCAUAUACAGAUAAAUUCGACUUAAGGAAGUUCCAAAAACUUAUUGAAGUUGAUUUAACAGCAUUCAACAAUAAAUUGAAGUUCCCAAAGAGUUUGGAGUCGUUAGUGUUGACUCACAUUAAGGGGGAUAAGAUUGAUAUUUCUGGACAUACACAAUUAAGUUCUGUCUUCUUUGAUGAAUGCAGUGUGGAGACAUGUUUAUUACCAAAAGGCAUUUCAACAGUCGUGUUGAAUAAAAGCCAAGUUGUUCUCAAAAAGAUGAAGAAGGUCUGUACAAAGAAUCUUAUUGUUGUAGAGAGUUCAAUCAAUUUGUUUGAUAUUAACAAUGAAACUCUUCAACUCCUCAUGUACGACAAUGAUAUGGUAGUCACUGAUAUAGUGUUUUCAAAUUUCAAGGCACUUAUCUUUCCUCCUUUUAAGAAGGCAUAA